This is a messenger RNA of Helobdella robusta, 465 nucleotides long. RefSeq lists its product as hypothetical. The coding region runs from base 1 to 465 and encodes 154 amino acids. NCBI's taxonomy places the organism in Eukaryota, Metazoa, Annelida, Clitellata, Rhynchobdellida, Glossiphoniidae. The transcript has 3 exons. The record is from RefSeq and is a predicted model, not a curated record.
AUGCCGAAUUUGACAUUGAGAUGCUAUAAGUCGUUGCCGCGAUAUUCUUCCACCAGUGUCCUCCACGGGGGACCGCGCCCGGACGGAUGCACACUAAUACCUUGGAAAGCUGGUAGAUGUUUGGCGUGGGAUGUUACGGUCCCUGGCACCCUUGCCGAACGAUAUCUAAACCUGACAAGUAAAGAAUGCGGUUUGGCCGCGGCCAGGGCAGCGGACGAGAAAAUUAAAAAAUAUGGGAACGCCCUCCCCUCGAUGGAAUUCUUGCCAAUAUGUAUCGAGGUUCUCGGCGCGAUGGACCCCAACACCCUUAAAUUUUUUAAGGCAAUAUAUAAAAUGAUCAGCGUCAGAUCAGGCGACAGCAGGGAACUGUUUUUUGCAACUAACCACAUUUCGUACUUGUUGCAGCGGUUCCUGCGUGUCUGUGUGCUUGAAAAUAUCCAGCUCAAUGCCGACAUGUGCAAUUAA